CGACGGGGCGUCGUGCGCCACGCAGCCUCGAACGCAGAUCGCGCCGUCGAAGAAUCUCCCUCGCCCACUUCCCAAGAUGGCGACAGCGAGGGGUUCCCCGUCGAAUGGAGGUGCGAUAGGUAGCACGAAGCUCGAGUGGCCGUAGGCUCGCCCACACGCCGCGGCGGAUGUAUCUCGCGCUGCGAUGGAAACGAGCGUCGACGUUGUCCUCCAAGUGUACGACAUCGAUGUGCUGCACUGCUGCUUGGAGCGGAUCCAGACGCUGUUCAACGUGCGGUCCGAGAUCGUCGAGGAUUUCCCGUCUUCGUCGGCGCUGGGAUGCGCUCAGGAGACCGUCGUGCAGGGUUUUCCGUCGCUGCGGCCUCACGGCUCGGCUCACAACGUCCGGCUGAAACUCUGGACGGAUACGAGCAACCCCGGCGCGCUCAAGGCGUCAAAGGAGCUGCUGGCCGGCGCCUGCGAAGCCCUGCCGGCCGAUGCGUCGUCCCUGCAGCUGCAGCGGUGCGGCUCCACGUCCCUGGCGGGCGGCGGGGACCGGCCGGACCCCGUGCGGCGGAGACGGACCCUCGAGUCCGAGGACUCGAGCUACGACUCGGACACCGAGAACGCGCCUCCCGAGGCCUCCUCGGGGGGCGGCAGGCAGCACGAGGACGUGUCGCGCACCGUCUCCGAGACCCUGGGCGCAGAGUUCGCAGAGUACGUCAGCUCGGCGGGGCCACACUACGCAAGCAAGCUCGAGUUCGCCGUCAAGCUGGGCUACACGGAGGCGCAGGUCCAGCAGGCGCUCCGUCGCCUGGGGCCCCAGCCGGGCCAGAACGAGCUGCUGGCCGAGCUCGUGCGGCUGGGCUCCCGGGAGCCGCUUUCGGCGCCCUCGGAGGCGGCCCCGGACAGGGGAGCCAGGGCGGCGCAGCAGGAGGACGCGCUCAGGCCCAUCGUCAUCGACGGAAGCAACGUCGCCAUGAGCCACGGCAACAAGGAGCUGUUCUCGUGUCGGGGCAUCCAGCUGGCCGUGGACUGGUUCCGGGCCAGGGGCCACACGGACAUCUCCGUCUUCGUGCCCAGCUGGAGGAAAGAGGCCUCCAGGGCCGACACGCCCAUACGAGACCAGGAGAUUCUGCUGCAGCUGGAGAAGGAGCGGCUGCUGUUCUUCACGCCCUCACGCAACGUCGGGGGAAAGCGCAUGGUGUGCUACGAGGACCGCUACAUCCUCAAGAUGGCUGCCCAGACGGACGGGGUGGUCGUCUCCAACGACAACUACAGGGACCUGGUGGCCGAGAGCGUGGACUUCAAGCGUGUCGUUGAGGAGAGGCUGCUCAUGUACACCUUCGUCAAUGACAGGUUCAUGCCUCCGGACGACCCCCUAGGCCGGCACGGCCCCUCGCUGGACCUGUUCCUGCGCAAGGGCCGGUCCCUGCCGUGCCCCCGUCCCCUAGCCCCGUGCGUGGGGGCGGAGGGGGCACCCCCCGCCUGCCCUUACGGCAAGAAGUGCACGUAUGGCAACAAGUGCAAGUACUAUCAUCCGGAGCGGGGCAACCUGCCUCAGAAGUCAGUGACGGAGCGGCUGGCCGAGCAGGCCAGGCUGCAGCUGCAGGAGGUCAAGGCCCGGGGAGGCAUCAACAGCAGGGACUCCUCCCCAGGGGAGCUGCUGAAGACCAAAAGCCUACCGCCUUGCUCGGGCGAGGUUCCCAAGAAGAAGGCGCCCCUGUCACGGACCAAGUCCUCGGUGCCUACGGCGUCGUCCCUGCUGCCCCAGGACCUGCUCGAGGUGGACGGGGGAGGACACCUGUCCGUGGCCAAGCGCCUCUCGGACCCGGACUCGGGAAUGGCCUCCUACGGCCUCUCCAAAGGGAGCCCCGUGCUGGGGGGCGGUGCCGGUGGCGGUGCCGGGCCGGAGGAGACGCUGGGCUCCAACCUGCACCGCAAGCUGCAGCGCCAGCUCACGCUCAACCCCUCGUGUGACCCUCGGCUCUACCACCUGCGCAUGGCCUCCGGCCAGCAGCCCCACCUCCUGUCAGCACCCACGGACACGGGUCCCAUCCACAGGGCAGGCAGCCAGGAGAACCUGCAGCACCGGGCCCUGGGGCGCCUAAGCAGCGACUCGGGGCUCUUUGGGGCCGCCCAGGGGGGUGGCGCCUGGGGCCUGGGGGCUCCUCUGGCCUCCUCGCACCCACACCCUGAGGUGACACGGAUCGCCAGCGCACCCGACUCCACCCGGCAGCGCUCCCAGCUGCGCAUGCAGAGGCUCUGCAGCAGCUCCGACACCAGGUUGGACGCCCUCCCACAGGGUGCCCGAGGCGCGGUGUCGCAGCUGGCUUACCCGGCCUACCCGGCGCCCCCCGGACCCGGCUGGCUGGGUCUGCCCCUGGCACCCCCCCCCUGCGAGGUCCCGGCAGAGGCCAGCCCCCGCUACCGCCUCUACUACCACCUGUCCUCCAUCUUCCCGGAGGAGCAGGUCCGGGCCGCCAUGGACCUCUACCCAGAGGAGACCAACCCGCAGAAGGUGUGCGCCGCCAUCCUCACCAUGUUCCCGAAGGGGUAGCCGUCCUCCGCCGGAGCUCCCGGUUUCACCGGACGAAUGAGCCACUUCUCCGCAACGGUCCAGAAAGCCCAGGGGCUCGCCUUGUAAGGUCGCAAACAACCGGCAACGUCCUCAAGAGGGCGCUCACACGAGCACUGAAGAGAGCCGAGGAUCACUCGGAAGGGAAGAGUGCAACUUUCGAAUGAGGACAACGACGCGGGCUCGAAGACAUCGCGCGGGAUCGCCUUUUGUUCUCGACGCCGAACCGCUCUUUUGUUACGUCUCUUGGGAACGAGAAAGCGGGAGUGGCACCCCGCGAGCGCGGUUUGGGAGGGCACUCGUGUCCGAGCGUGCGGGCUCGGUCGGGACUUUGACGGGCGCACGCCUCGUCACCGGCACUCCGUCGGAGGCGAGACGAGGUGCAGGGUGUUUCGAGGAUGGCCCCAGUUCCCUUUUUGUACCGCGCUGCCACCGUCGAGGAAGUCGGGGCAGCUGGAACCGCUCUUUGGGAGCACGUUUUGAGGUGUUUACCACCUUUCUUUAAAAAAAUUUUCAAAGUGUGUGCCACUGUUUUUUUUCUACAAAGAACUCGUUUCUGCGACAUUGUCUGUGUUUCAAGUGCGCGUGUGUCGGGGUGUUAGCCCAACACCCUCCAAAUGCAAUUUUAAAGGAGAGCGACUGAACUCGGUCGGCGUUCGGCCAGGCUCGUCUCGUUAGGAUGUACAGUACACUCGUAGUUGCCGCACUGCCUGGAGGAUGUUCAAGUGUUGCCUCUUGUAUCGCUUUCUACCGACACUGCUCCGAAGCAAUUUGAAAUGUCUGUAUGUGUUACGACGUGCACACCGUUUUACACCUGUUUGGGCGCGAACAUUUCGAGGCGUUUGUCUCGGACGUUGGCGGCGCACAUUUUCUACGUUCCGCGACAGCUUUGGGGACGAAGAACAAACAAAAUGAGGUUUGGAACAUACCGAAAGCCUGCGCAGGAGUUGUUUUGCGUCCAGUUCUUUCACGAGACAUAGAAGGAGGUGCCUCGCAACUCGUAGAGAGAAGCAACCUUGCUCCACAAUGUUGUGUACCUCAAAUCGUGUUUCUGUUGUCUAUAACCUCCACACUCGGGUGUAGCAACGGGCAGUCGGCCAUAAUGCGCCAUAACGACGCAAAAGAGAGCGAACAAAUUCAGAGUUUUACAAACUACCGCGCGUGCUUCUGUCUCGGCACAACGGUUCUUUGUUGCGAUUGUGAUACGAGAAUGCCACGAACACUGGGAUCUCGCUUGGCCGCGUUUCCCACGUAUGGAUGUGUGCGGCCGGACGACCGACAGCUGCCCUUGUUUUGGAUAUACCAGAUAUACCACAACCUCUUUUUGGUGUGGCCACGUCGCCCGAUAAGCCGACUAACGUGACAAAGAAAAAAAAGAAGAAGAAUCCGGGAGCUUGUUUGCCAUGUUUUUCUCGGGACGGGUUUGCACCGUGCCAUUGGCCGACGAGUGUUUUCACAGAGCGCUUUUUACCGCACCUUUUUUUACUGUUGGUGUAGACAAAGUAGACGGCAGAGCACCGUGCUCGGAACAAAGCAAUUUGUCCGGCCGGUUGCGGAAGUAGCUUUUCUACGAGCCUCAGGAAAACUGUCCACCUCCCCUCGUCGUUUUUUUACUCGUCUCAACAGACGAAAUCGCCCCGCGCACAGCCCGGCCUCUGGGAGGCCAACUCUGGCUCCGUCGAGGACGCUCUCCUACGGCUCGUUUUACUCGAAUAAAACCAGUUUCGGAAGGACGCACGGACACUAAGCGUGCCUCUUUUUCGAAUGUGUCUUUUCGUAAACCGUCGCGGAAUGGGGCAGCAAUCAAGACGAAAGGAUCCACCACCCCUAACCGGAAUGCGCCAUCACCGUCAUUCUUUCGACCCUGAAUCCUGCCGCUCCCCCCCCCCCGUUUUAACAUUAGCGGAUAACGAAAAAGAGAAAAGCCUUUCUUGCGAUUUCGGACGAAGCAACAAUUAUUUUAAGCACCAAGACGGCCAAAGCGUCCUUACUUCGAAGCGUAGCUUAUCCAGUGGCUCUGGUGAGCGGCCAAUGUUGGUGUCGUGCCAUCCUCCGGUCCUCUGUCGUUCAGAGAGGAGUUGGCGAUUGGCCCGGACGCGAAAGGAGGAUGCCUUGAGAAUCACUCGCCAGUUACUAACAUGCCAUAAAAGAGGAGGCAGUCGCGCCGACCCGCAUUUAUUUAUUUUGCCUUUUUUUUUUCUUCACAUGUUGCUUGUGUUUGGAGCACUUGCGCCUGACACUGGUUGUCAGCGUUUGCUCUGUCGCCAUUGUGCAACGCAGAAGCGCGCAUUCCCUGGAGGCUGGUACCACGCGGUAUGUAUUAUUGAUGUUGACGACACGUGUCGACGGAGGUUAGGUCGGCCGGCGUUUAAGUCGAACGUUGGAAAGGUUUCCUUUCGGCGGUUGCGAAGGUGUUGCCGCCCAAGAGGAGGAGCGGAAAGGUUGACAAUAUGCCCAAUGCCUCAUGUAACACAAUGCCGGCGGGUUUGUCUCUUUUGUUAGCCAGAAUCAAGUGGCAUUGUACAGAACAAGCUCUGUUUUUUCUUUCUUGUAACGUCUGCUUUCGAGUCGCCCUCGUGUGGCCGAGAGACGAAAAGUACGUUGUUUUGACAACGCUGUUAUCUUCUUUGCAGGCCCUCCCCCUCCCCCCUGUUUUGUUUUUGUUUUCCCUUCCUCAUGUGCGUUGUAGAGUGAGACACUUAAAUUAUGGACAGCGGGUCUUUUCAGGAGAGCAGUUUUUGCCUAAGCACUAACCUUGUUACAAUACCAUGUAUUGUCACGUAUCGUAUUGGGUUUUUAAUGCCCUCCAGUUCUUACAUUCUUUUUUGUUACACACACACACACACACACACAUACAAAACUGUUUUUAUUAACAUACACAUUACAUACUUUUUUUUUUUUUUUCGGAUGCGAGUAUUUAAUGUGUGUCACUUCUCCAGACUUGUAAUAAAUGUUCCAUCUUUUUUAUUUA
This is a messenger RNA of Ixodes scapularis (black-legged tick), 5528 nucleotides long. Its product is annotated as ribonuclease ZC3H12A. The coding region runs from base 185 to 2539 and encodes 784 amino acids. The transcript has 10 exons. The record is from RefSeq and is a predicted model, not a curated record. Gene Ontology annotation, molecular function: RNA endonuclease activity; mRNA binding; metal ion binding. Lineage: Eukaryota; Metazoa; Arthropoda; Arachnida; Ixodida; Ixodidae. Gene Ontology annotation, cellular component: nucleus; cytoplasmic ribonucleoprotein granule.